ACUAGGAAUUGUUAAUUUUUAAAUGUCUUUUCCGCUCUUUCGAUUGAAAUGGCACGACUUUGAAAAAACUGUUUUAAGCAUUUUGUUGUUGAUUUUUUAGAAAUCUUUGAGGAAAAGGAUGAGGAUAAAAUUUUACUACCAUCAGUACUACAUUUCCCAGAGUGCCUCGCAUCAGUGCGACCAUCUACUUAUCAGAUUGGCGUUUUGUGGCCACACGAUGGCGUCCUAGACUUGUUUAAUAAAAUGAUUGUAUUCUGUACGAACCAGUCGACUCAAGUAAACUCGAGGUAAAGUUAUUAAUGUCGUUUCCUUAACAACAAUCACACGCGUAAUGUCUAAACCAAUAAAGCAACGAAACAUCACUGAAUAGUACCGUUACCACGCUACCCUUGAAAAAUAAUGGAACACUCCCUCUACCAAUAGAUGUAACAUGUUCCCACCUUUUACAUAAGUGGUUGGUCUGAAGCUAUCGAAAGGCCUCGGAUAUAAAUAUUAACCCGUGAAAUGAAACAGGUUGAACUCUGACUUCUUUAGCUGGUUUAUACGCUUGACGAGAACGAUUCCGGAGGACGAAGGCAGGGUUCUGAAAAAUGAAUUGGGACGCAACAGGAAACGGAACUGCUGAGGAAGAAACAAGUGGCGGGAACACUAUGGUGCGGGUUACAGUAAACAGUUGUCUGCAAAGUUUCUGUUGACGGUGUUAUAUUUGGUCUCCGUGGAGCAGCGCUCGUCUGCUUUUCCAUAAUAUCGCAAGACGACAACGCCUCUAGUAAGUGACUGCUGUUGCGAGGACGCUGAAGUUUACAGUUUGUUAUUAUGGUUAAGGCUGCGAAGAAAAGGUUCUGAUCCAAAACCACAAGAUCUUAUCUUGUCAGAUAUGGGCUGGGUGAUCUACAUAACUCAACAGACUCAUCAAAACAGAGUUUAAAUAAUGAUAAAAUAGUCUUUAAUUUGUUGUUUUCACGGAUUUUUGCUGUGUCUGGACUACAGUGGACCAGGUUCUUAUCCAAAAUCCAUCUUAAAGUAUUGUAGGUAGUCUAAAGACUCACACAGUUUCAGGUUUGAGAAACCUUUAUGUUAUUUUUGUGUGAUUAGUGAAAAAGUAUUUGUUGUUUUUCUUACCUAUCUUAUGUUGCACCCAUCUGAAACUGUGUUUAGGAGCAUGUAGCCUCUCUAGAGUAACUCGGGACAGAUCUCACAAGUCUAGCUAUCGUGAUUUUGAAUCAGGAUCCAGUCCGGUGUUGUCAAGACAGAAAACCAGAGACAGCCGACCCACCCUGUCUUGCACUGACACUGAUAGAAGAGUUCUACAAAUCUGAAACUGAGUUUUAAAAAGUCUGCAGACCCACUUAGAUAAGGUAGUCCGGAUCUGAGAUGAGACCCUAGGUCCUGUGGUUCUGGAUCAGGACCUGGUCCAAUGUAAUCUAAACCCCCAAAAGCAAGGAAACUGCCUGCUAUUGCAUUUCCACAAAUAAAAGAUAUUAUAUUUAUAAAACAUUUAAUCUAUAAAGGCCAGAAAGGUAAAAAUGUUUGUACCUGACAAGUUUCCUUUACCUUGCCUCUGCAGACUUUAUGAGGGGUGUCACAUGAUGUUGGUGUGACCGUUUUAUAAAUUUAUCAUCAGCAGGCCAAAUGAACCUCAUUUGUAUAGUAAAACUGGUAUCAUAAAUUUAAAACAGAGUUUUAAGAAAUCUUGGACCAGACUUUCUUGGAGUUUCCUACUUAAAAUAGUGGUGUUUCAAUAAAAAAGCCUUUGCCAGGUCUGUUUAUCCAGUACCACUUAAAUUUGACUCAGACUUUUGAUUUGAAAAAGUUUGAAAAGAUACCCUUUUUUUAAAUAAAAGUGCUAGCUUGUGUUAAAAACCUCUAACAGACUGUAAUAGAAUGUGAUUUUUUUUCUAUGUGUGGUCAGGGAUGAUGAUGAGUCUUUGCUUUUCCUGAGGUCAUGUAUUUUUAAUAAAUGUUGCCCCUUCUCCUUCACCAGACUGGAGCAGGCCAGGCAUGAGCGGUGCACACCUGGACGAAUGGCAGAGGAGGUCCUUUGACAUUUCAUCUGGCAACUGUACACCUGAACAGACGGCCGAUGCCUACCGGGCCCACAUCCUCUCCAUUCAGUAUGCAUGGGCAAGCUCCCAGCUCUCUCAGGCCGGCAUGGACAGCCUGCUCAGGACCUACUCGGAGCGCUACGCCGCAGUGCUAGACUCGGAUGACCCUCACAAAGGGCUUAACAACUAUGCAGAGAGUGCACUGCAUCUGGCCCGCAGUCAGAGGAACUACAGUGACAAAUGGGAGUCAUCCCUGACUAUGGAGAGGGUCCUGGAGCUGCCCAGUAUACAGAAGAUGAUUCAGACAGUGGGAGGUCGGGGAGGCUCCCAGGUGGCACCAGGAGAUGUAAACAUAUGUGUGGGGCAAGAGAGCAUAGGUAAUCUUUUGUCCGCUCCUUUUCCGACAGCCAGGUCAGAGCCUUCUAUAUUCAAACCUACAGUCCCACUGCAGCCUAGAAAAGUAGAGGUUAACAAUACAGCCAGUUACCCCACCACUACUUUUAUAUCAGAGAGGCCAAGAGGCUCUGAGAACAUCCCAGGUAAUCCAAAUUCAUUCCCCCGACCUCCAGCUAGACCUCAGCCAGUGUUCAGUCAUUCUUCAGUUCCUUCACAGGUAAACCCAGGUCCUGCAAGUAGCACACAAAACUAUCAAUCCUCUGUUUUCUCCAACCCCAACCCAACUAAACGAAAGAACUUCUACAACCCAGAAGCUGGAAAUGGUGGCAAGGGGCAACAUGGAGGUCAAGCAGGUACUGACCAGCGAGGUGGAAGCAAUUUCAAAACAGCUCGUGAGCAGUUUAUUGUUGAUCAGCAGAAAAAGCAUUCCCAUCAGCCCCAGAGAGGUCAGGCUCCUGGCAUGUCAGCAGCUGUAAAGAAAUCUCUGGGUGCUAACAGACCCCGAGGAACGUUUUCUAAAUUUGUGUCUCCUAUGCCUCGACAAGGGGAAGAAGAGGGAGGGGUGAGCCGGGACUCCCAUGAGGAGCCUCAGAUCAUGGAUGAGCGUCUGAAAAACUUUGAGCCAAAGAUAGUUGAGCUGAUCAUGAGUGAGAUCAUGGACCAUGGGCCCCCUGUUGCCUGGGAUGACAUAGCAGGCCUGGAGUUUGCCAAAACCACUAUAAAGGAGAUCGUAGUUUGGCCAAUGCUGAGACCUGACAUCUUUACUGGCCUUCGAGGUCCACCUAAAGGCAUCCUGUUGUUUGGACCACCAGGGACUGGAAAAACUCUGAUAGGCAAGUGCAUUGCCUGUCAGUCAGGUGCCACCUUUUUUAGCAUCAGUGCUUCAUCACUCACUUCCAAGUGGGUGGGGGAAGGAGAAAAGAUGGUGAGAGCCCUGUUUGCUAUCGCCCGUUGCCAUCAGCCUGCUGUCAUUUUCAUUGAUGAAAUUGACUCACUGUUGUCACAGAGGACGGAUGGGGAGCAUGACUCCUCACGUAGAAUAAAAACAGAGUUCCUGGUCCAGCUCGAUGGGGCAGCCACAGCCGCUGAGGACCGUAUUCUGGUGGUGGGCGCCACCAACCGGCCUCAAGAGAUUGAUGAGGCUGCACGCCGACGCCUGGCAAAGAGGUUAUACAUCCCACUGCCUGAAGCUGCUGCCCGAUGGCAGAUAGUAACUAACCUCAUGGCCCGAGAGAAGAACCAGCUUGGAGAGUCAGAGCUGGAAAGAGUGGUAGGAGCUACAGAGGGCUUCUCUGGAGCUGAUAUGACUCAUCUAUGUAAAGAAGCAGCACUGGGGCCAAUCCGCAGCAUCCAGCUCAGUGACAUUGCAACUAUAACUGCAGAUGAGGUGCGACCAAUCCUCUACAAUGACUUCCAGGAGGCUCUGAGGACAGUCAGACCCAGCGUCUCAGCAAAAGAUUUGGAGUUGUAUGAAGAGUGGAACAAGACUUUUGGAUGUGGACGUUAAACUGGGCUCAUAUCCUUACUGUCCUCUGUCUUCAAAUGUAUGUUAUUUUAUUUAGGACUGAGUUAUGAUUACUUUCUUUGCUGCACAAAAAGCAAACGGUGUUAGUGGAAAUGUAGGAACAGCUCUUCAACAGUCAUAGCUACACUUGAUUAGCAUGUGAAAAUUGUUUUUAAAAUGUCUAAAAUUUCGUUAUUUCUAGUUGACCUUGCAAUAAUAAAAAGAUGUGAGGAGUCAUUCAGACUGUACCCAGCUGUAGAAAUGUUUCAGGAGUUUAUUCAUGCACUGACUGUUUUAUUUAGCUGCUCAUCUCACAGGUGUUUUGCAGGUUUGUGGAAAGCAGCAGGAUGUUUUGUGCAGCAGAGAUCCGUGUUUCAGAGAAAGCAGUGACCUGCAUUUAGAUUUUUCAGCAAUAACUAUAAUUUUUGUCAUGUUUGAAAAACCAUCAGCAUACUAAGCAAUAGUUCCCUGUGGAUCAGAUAGAGUCAAUAAGACCUUAUAGUUCCUUAUAGUUUUGAGGUUUUUUUUAAAUGCAAUUUAAACAUUUUAGUUUUUUUCUGAUUGAAUAAAAAUUUGCAACUGACUACACAUCUGUCUCUGUCAUAAAAAC
This is a messenger RNA of Xyrichtys novacula (pearly razorfish), 4555 nucleotides long. NCBI's taxonomy places the organism in Eukaryota, Metazoa, Chordata, Actinopteri, Labriformes, Labridae. The record is from the annotation of a GenBank genome assembly.